Messenger RNA from Prionailurus viverrinus (fishing cat), 4525 nucleotides. It is a transcript of the gene SGK3, whose product is annotated as serum/glucocorticoid regulated kinase family member 3. The coding region runs from base 558 to 2030 and encodes 490 amino acids. Lineage: Eukaryota; Metazoa; Chordata; Mammalia; Carnivora; Felidae. Gene Ontology annotation, molecular function: protein serine/threonine kinase activity; phosphatidylinositol binding; ATP binding. The record is from RefSeq and is a predicted model, not a curated record. Gene Ontology annotation, biological process: protein phosphorylation. The transcript is spliced from 17 exons.
GGCGGCAGUCACUGUCAGCGAGGAGCCGUAGCCUCUAGAUCGGAUCCACCAGUGUCCCCAGAACUUCGCGUGCACGGCGGAGCGGGAGCCAGUCCGCGCGCUGUGGCCCGGGCUUUCCCGGGGUGCACGGGGAAGAGAGAGGGAGCGGCUUUCGGCGGCCGGGCCCGAGCAGGGGCCGCCCAGCCUGAGUCUCCUGCCGCGCGCCGGCAGCCCCCGGCUCGGAGCGGGCGCCCUACCGCCGCGCUGCCGGCCGCCCGGCUCUCUCCAGCCGCCCGACACACUGCGGGAGGAGCCGCCGGCCGCCGUGACGCGUCAGGGAGGAAACGGCGGCGCCCGGCGGCCCUGCGGGGAAGGAGGAAGCGCGCGAGUGCGCUCGCCUCCGCCCCGCCGCACUAGGAGGCAGCACCGCGCGGACCGGGGUUGCAUGAUGGAAUUUGAAUAUUACCUCAAGAGGUUUUAUGCUUUGGAUUAGCUAACAGUGUUUGUCCUCUGCUGACUAUUUCUCGGACUCAUUUUUUGGUGUCCAUUUGAGGCAAUAAACCCAAAGGGAUUAUACCAUGGACUACAAGGAAAGCUGCCCCAGUGUAAGCAUUCCCAGCUCAGAUGAACACAGAGAGAAAAAGAAGAGGUUUACUGUUUAUAAAGUUUUGGUCUCAGUGGGCAGGAGUGAGUGGUUUGUCUUCAGGAGAUAUGCAGAGUUUGAUAAACUUUACAAUACUUUAAAGAAACAAUUUCCUGCUAUGGCCCUGAAGAUUCCUGCCAAGAGAAUAUUUGGUGAUAACUUUGACCCAGAUUUUAUUAAACAAAGAAGAGCAGGACUGAAUGAAUUCAUUCAGAACUUAGUUAGAUAUCCAGAACUUUACAAUCAUCCAGAUGUCAGAGCAUUCCUUCAAAUGGACAGCCCAAAACAUCAGUCGGAUCCAUCCGAAGAUGAGGAUGAAAGAAGCACUCAGAAGCUACACUCUACCUCACAGAACAUCAACCUGGGACCAUCUGGAAAUCCUCAUGCUAAACCAACAGACUUUGAUUUCUUAAAAGUUAUUGGAAAAGGCAGCUUUGGCAAGGUUCUUCUUGCAAAACGGAAACUGGAUGGAAAAUUUUAUGCUGUCAAAGUGUUACAGAAAAAAAUAGUUCUCAACAGAAAAGAGCAAAAACAUAUCAUGGCUGAACGUAAUGUGCUUUUGAAAAAUGUGAAACAUCCAUUUUUGGUUGGAUUACAUUAUUCUUUCCAAACAACUGAAAAGCUUUAUUUUGUUCUGGAUUUUGUUAAUGGAGGGGAGCUGUUUUUCCACUUACAGAGAGAACGGUCCUUUCCCGAACACAGAGCUAGGUUUUAUGCUGCUGAAAUUGCCAGUGCAUUGGGUUACUUGCACUCCAUCAAAAUAGUGUACAGGGACUUGAAACCAGAAAAUAUUCUUCUGGAUUCAGUAGGACAUGUUGUCUUAACAGAUUUUGGGCUUUGUAAAGAAGGAAUUGCUAUUUCUGACACGACAACAACAUUUUGUGGGACACCAGAGUACCUUGCUCCUGAAGUAAUCAGAAAACAGCCCUAUGACAACACUGUAGAUUGGUGGUGCCUUGGUGCUGUUCUCUAUGAAAUGCUGUAUGGAUUGCCUCCUUUUUAUUGCCGAGAUGUAGCUGAAAUGUAUGACAAUAUUCUUCACAAGCCCCUAAGUUUGAGGCCAGGAGUGAGCCUCACAGCCUGGUCCAUUCUGGAAGAACUCCUAGAGAAAGACAGGCAAAAUCGACUCGGUGCCAAAGAAGACUUUCUUGAAAUUCAGAAUCAUCCUUUUUUUGAAUCACUCAGCUGGACUGAUCUUGUACAAAAGAAGAUUCCACCACCAUUUAAUCCUAAUGUGGCGGGACCAGAUGAUAUCAGGAACUUUGAUGCAGCAUUUACAGAAGAAACAGUUCCGUAUUCUGUGUGUGUGUCUUCUGACUAUUCUAUAGUGAAUGCCAGUGUACUGGAGGCAGAUGAUGCAUUUGUCGGUUUCUCUUAUGCACCUCCUUCAGAAGAUUUAUUUUUGUGAACAGUUUGCCAUCCAGAAACCAUUGAGGCGAAUACAAGCCUACAGAUGAGACUGAAACUCCUGUUUGUGUGAAUAUAUUCAAAUCUGUUUAACUAGUGCCUCAUUUUUACAUGUAAUGUUAAAUAUGAAAAAUGUAUUUUCUGCUGUAUGCAAGAAAAUAGGGCAUUUCAAAGAGCUAAGUUUUGGAUUAAAAUUUGUAUUAUUGUUUAUUAGCUUAUUUUUAAACAAAUUUUAAAAGCUAUUGUUCUCAGCAUUAACCUAUUUUUAAAGAAAACUUUUUGCUAAUGACUGUUUUUCCCCCUCAGUUUACACUAACAUCUACCCAAGACAGACUAUUUUGCAACAGCCUAUUUCAGUUCAGUUAACAUAAAUUAAUGCCUUUGUAACUCUCUACUUUGACCUUUGUUCUCAGAUCAGAACUAUGCAAUUGGUAUGUGGUUAAGAAGAAAUCACAUCUUUCCAUGAGAAGUCGUUGGUUGACAUAAUCAGUUCUUCGUAGGAUUAAAAUGUAAAAGCAUAGUUAACACAUGGGCUGUGAGUUAACACUUGGAGUAAGUGUUCAUUCUGCAGAUCAAAUUAAGAAAUAACAAGGAGAUCCUUUACUUUUGAAAUACCAAUUCAAAUUUGCGAAUUUUUUUUUUCUGUAAGAAAAGUAAAAGCUUAAUAGUUAGAAGGUUUAAAUAUUCCCAAAGAUCUGAAGGGUAAUAAAAUACUACUGGAUUUUUUUUUAGGUGGUGCCAAAAAUGAAUGUCUCUGUGUCAUGUAUUUAUAUUACAAAUACAUUCUAUUUACGUUCUUUCUGGUCUUUUGAUGUUAUUGUUAAGUAGGCCUAAAUCUCAGUAUUUGCUUUUGCAGACAGCUGUGUAAAACUGUUUUUCUAAUUGGUUAAUAAGUGAAAAAUAUUGAGCUUUCUGGAGUUUUUACCUAAUUGGGAAUUAAAAAACAGAAUAGCAAAUUCUAGGUCAGUGUAAAUAUAUAUUUCGCUACAAUGUAACAAGUUAAAAAUAAUUCCAACAGAUGCAAUGACAGUAUCUUACUUGUCUUAUGAAAAGUACAGGAAACUGACCUUAAAAUCAUACUAAAAACCAACUAACUGUGGACUUGUCACUAUGAAGAGAAUACAGAAAAACUAAAAAGAGUGCUUGUCUUGGAAUUCUGCUUCUUAGAGUAGAGAUUCUUCAAGUCAUGUAGGAAACAUUGUGAAAGUUUCGAGACCAACUUUAAAAGCUUAAGGAACAAGCAUUCUUUCCAUGUAUUUCCUCUUGAGAAAAAAAUCACAGAAGCAUUUCACACCAAUACCCUUUGGCUUAAAAAUGUUCAUCAAAAUGGGGUGGGGGAGUGUGCUUUUGUUAGAUUAAUAAUAUUUGCAUCCAAUACACUGAAUCUUACUUUAGAGGUAAGACUUUAAUAGGGACACUGUAAAUAUUUGGUUUAUUUGGCACUACUGUAAGUUCUGCUUUUACACAAAGCUCUUUGCUUAUUAUAAAGCAAAAUAAAAACUGUAAUCUCCUGUAUGAUUUAUUUUUUACUCAGCCACUCCUUAAUUAAACUGCCAAAAAUUAAAGUGCAAUAUUGUAUAUUUUUAAGAACAAAUUUAAAAUAUUAUGCUGAUGUUUAUUGGAUACAAGAAAUACAACUCUUACAGUAAAAUAAAACUAGCAAAAAGAUUAAUAAUCCUCUAAUUCCUGUCAUUAUUUUAAAUUAAAUUGGUGAUGGUUUAUAAAAGUCAUUACAAAAAUGAUUUGUAUAUGUGAGGAAUAAAAGUAUAAAACUUAAAUAUUUGGACACACAUAAAAAUUAGAUUAUAUGGAUUAUCAUAGGCUGACAUAUUUAAUAUUCAGGGAACAAAACCUCUUCCAAGUUUCAAGUUUAUUUUUUCUUUCAUAGCAUGCUAAAUCUUUUAGAAAAGAAGUGUGUGCCCUUUGAAUAGUUGAACCAUUUCAUGGCUAUUACCAAAAUAAACUCAGAGGUCUAAAUGAAGACUGCCUAACAUUCUUCAUGUUAUCCAUACCUCUUAUUUUAUUGCAUAUGGUACAGUGUAGAGCUUCCCAGCCAUUGUUACAUUAUAGCACACACUGAAAAUUACAAAUUUUUGGCAUACCUGAGGAGAGGUGCUAAAUGAUGCAGGUACUGGCAAGCAGGUUCUCUGUUCAAGAUUUUUAAAUUCCAAAAUAAUUUCUGAACUUAAGAUAUUUACAGAGAGAGCCAACAAACACUGUUUGGAUUUAAUUUUAGCAAUGGUGAACAUUUAAAAGGUGGUUUAAAUAUUUGAAAGAUUUAUUGUAAAAUUUUAUCACUAUAAAAACCAUUACCAGUGUCUUUUAGCAUACUUGUUAACUAGUAAUUAUCCAUAGGCAUAAUAUUACAAAACUUUACAUAUUUUAUGAGUCAUUCUUUUGUACAUCAUACACUAUGUGAAAAACAGGAGUGAGAAUUACAGGAACGUUUUUGGUGAUGUUUGAAUGACUUUUUUCAAUAAAGUGUUUUGAAAUUAA